Molecule: messenger RNA, 1173 nt
Organism: Cuscuta campestris
Lineage: Eukaryota; Viridiplantae; Streptophyta; Magnoliopsida; Solanales; Convolvulaceae
Source: the annotation of a GenBank genome assembly
CGGAAACUGGUUUGGUAUUGGUGGUGAGAGAAAGGGAGAGAGGGAAUCAAAAGCAAGCCAAGCCAGUGGGGAAUGAAGCUCCCAAAGAUACCAAAACCAACGGUGUGGAAGCUGCACGAGAUAUUGGCGGAAGAUGAUCCGGUGAGAUUGAGGGGAUUCUUUGGAGGCGACGAAGACGAAUCGGAUGACGACGGAGUGCCUGUCGAGUACGAGGAGGUGAUGACGGGAUGCCUAGAACACGGCGCCAAGAAAUGCGCCUCUUAUAUGCUCCGCGGUGCUUCUCACUCUUACAGACGCGAUCUUCUCCACCAAGCCUUUCAAAUCCCUACUUGUGACCCUGAAGUUUUAGAGCUUUUUUUGGAGCGUUUUGGUGGCCAGGAGUAUGCAAACAGUCCUGAUUUCGGUGGUCCGCCGCCCAUCCACAUCUUCCUCUCCAAGCUCAGUAAGAUCUUUCCUUUGUGCAUUUGGGUUCCGGGCAGUUCUCUCGUCAAGCUUCUCAUCCUCCUCUGUGAUCCUCAACUCCGGAAGAAGCUCCAUUGUCUCUGCGCUUGCUUGCUAAUUACACACACUCCCUACCCGAGGUUGCUGCUUCCUUUCUUUCUAACGGUGGCGUUGUUGAGCUGGCUGCCUUGCUUUUUGUCGCCCAUUCAUCUCUUCUCCACCCUCUAAAAUCGCGUCAUUUUGAGAAUCAUCCCUCCUCAAUGAAGGACGUGAAUGAGAUGGUUACACGGGCUGUAAUCCGCAAAUUUCCAAAUCCGAGUGGGUUUGGAUUGAUCAACAUUUUCGAAAAGGCUGGUGGUUCCCUCACCCAUUUCUACUCCAAUAUGCCUCAAGAUAUUUCUGGCCAGGAUCUGGUAAAGAGUGUUGCUGAGAUUCUCAUCCGUGAUGCUCAAAUUCCGGUAUCUGAAGAGGAUGUUGACUUGGUUGGAAUUUUGAGCUUGGAACCUGAAAUGAUGCCUUCCAUUCACCAACAUCUGCGGGGUAUUAAACCAAAGGAUGGCAGAGAAAAGUCUCACAAGCAUAUGUUCCCCUCUGUGCGCUCUCCUGAUCUCCUGUACUCGUUGGAACCGGUGGGAGUAAAUAUUUUAACUUCUCUUGUUUUUCCUAACCAACUUUAGUGUAGCCCUUUAUUAUAUCAAUUUUGGUUUGUUCAAAAACAUUACUUCCUUUUCG